Salvia miltiorrhiza (redroot sage) is the source of this 2384-nucleotide messenger RNA. RefSeq names its product protein KINESIN LIGHT CHAIN-RELATED 1. Gene Ontology annotation, molecular function: protein binding. The transcript has 3 exons. The record is from RefSeq and is a predicted model, not a curated record. Lineage: Eukaryota; Viridiplantae; Streptophyta; Magnoliopsida; Lamiales; Lamiaceae. The coding region runs from base 327 to 2138 and encodes 603 amino acids.
AGGACCUGAUAUACGAUGGCACUUGAUAAUUACAGUUGUAUUCAAUCCUUUCUCAACCUCACUAUAUUCACCCCAACGGCCAUCUCUCUCUCUCAUCUUCCACAGUCUUUCUCACCAGCAAGCAACACUUGAAAAAUGGUGGCCUGUAUUAAUCCCCACCCCAUAAUUAUUAAUUAACUCUCUUAAUUUUUUUUUUUUUUUUUGAGGGGAAUUAACUCUCUUAAUUAAUCCUCCCUAUUUAAUUAGUUCCCCUCCAUUCUCACGGUUGGUUACCUCAAACCCCCAAUUUUCCACGCUUCAGUUGAGCUUUCACAGUUUCUGCAACAAUGCCGGGCUUAGUCUCCGUCAAGACGCCGCCGGACGCGCCGCCGCUGAGAAUCACCGUCCCCGACGAGCAGCCCCACACUCCGAUCCGAGCUCAAACGGUCAGAUCCGAGCCCAAAUCUAACUCCCCCGCCACGCGCCGCCCGCCCUCCCCUUCUCCCUCCACCUCACGCGCCAAACCAUCGCCGGAUCGGGGCUCCGCCAAGAAGAAAUCCCCACCCGAGAAGAACCUCCUCAACGAAGCCUCUCUCGACAACCCGGAUCUCGGUCCCUUCCUGCUCAAAUUGGCCCGGGACACGAUCGCGUCGGGCGAGGGCCCCAGUAAGGCCCUGGACUACGCGCUGCGCGCCUCAAAGAGCUUCGAGAAAUGCGCCGUCGACGGCGAGCCCAGCCUGGAUUUGGCCAUGAGCCUGCACGUGGUGGCGGCGAUCUACUGCAGCCUGGGGAAAUUCGAGGAGGCGGUGCCGGUGUUGGAGCGGGCAAUUAAGGUACCGGAGGUGGCGAGGGGUGCGGAUCACGCGCUGGCCGCGUUUUCGGGGUAUAUGCAGUUGGGGGAUACGCAUUCCAUGCUGGGACAGCUGGAUCGGUCGAUUGAGUGCUAUAAGGAAGGCCUCAAGAUUCAGAUGGAGGCCUUGGGUGAUAAUGAUCCCAGAGUUGCAGAGACUUGCAGAUACUUGGCGGAGGCCCAUGUCCAAGCCAUGCAAUUUGAUGAAGCUGAUAAUUUAUGCAAAAAAACUCUUGAAAUCCAUCGAGUGCAUAGCCCACCGGCAUCUCUUGAGGAAGCAGCGGACCGCCGAUUGAUGGCUCUCAUAUGCGAGGCUAAAGGAGACUAUGAAGCAGCCUUGGAACACCUUGUGCUUGCUAGCAUGGCUAUGAUUGCCAAUGGACAAGAAAAUGAGGUUGCUGCUAUCGAUGUUAGCAUCGGCAAUAUCUAUUCAUCUCUUUCCCGCUUUGAUGAGGCAGUUUUCUCCUACCAGAAGGCACUCACUGUCUUCAAAUCUUCUAAAGGUGAUAACCACCCUUCGGUGGCCUCGGUCUUUGUCCGGCUUGCUGACCUGUACUACAAGACAGGAAAAUUAAGGGAGUCGCGAUCUUAUUGUGAAAAUGCGCUGAGAAUAUAUGCAAAACCUGUACCUGGAACAACUUCAGAAGAGAUUGCUAGUGGGAUGACAGAAAUUUCAGCUAUUUAUGAAUUGUUCAAUGAACCUGAAGAAGCUUUGAAGCUUCUACAGAAGGCCAUGAAACUAUUGGAGGAUAAACCAGGGCAGCACAGUACAGUAGCUGGGAUUGAAGCACGGAUGGGAGUGAUGUAUUACAUGGUUGGAAGGUACGAAGUAUCGCGGAGCUCCUUUGAAAGUGCUGUAACAAAACUUAGAGCCAGUGGUGAGAGGAAAUCAGCUUUCUUUGGUGUUGUGCUGAACCAAAUGGGUUUGGCUUGUGUUCAGUUGUUUAAGAUCGAUGAGGCAGCAGAAUUAUUUGAGGAAGCUAGAGAAAUACUGGAACAGGAGUGUGGCCCAUGUCAUCAGGACACUCUCGGUGUAUAUAGCAAUCUUGCAGCAACUUAUGAUGCUAUGGGAAGAAUUGAAGAUGCGAUAGAGAUUCUGGAGUAUGUUCUUAAACUGCGAGAAGAGAAACUUGGAACAGCCAAUCCCGAUUUUGAUGACGAGAAGAAAAGGCUAGCUGAGCUGUUGAAGGAAGCCGGCAGGUCUAGAAACAAGAAGGCUAAAUCCCUUGAAAACCUUAUUGAUCCCAAUUCCAAAAGGACUAAGAAAGAGACGUCCAAGAAAUGGUCCGCAUUCGGGUUUAGAAGUUGAGUGUGGAUUUUAUUUUCUCACAUGUUAUUAUAAUUUCUUAUUAUUUUAUAAGGUAGAACAUUGUGAAUGGUGUUAAGUUGUAAUUUGUUGAGGCUUCUUGUUCCCAUAGCCGUUUGAUUUGCCAUUGUGUUUAACUUUCAUCCUCUUUUCUUUUUUUCCUUUUUCUCUCUCUUUACUCUAUUGUUUUAUCGUUGUCCAUUUGUUAAGUUGGAAUUGUGGGAAAGAAAUGUCAAAUAUUAUCUUGAA